UGCAGCCGCGGAGCCGGACGUGUCCGCGAAGAUGGCGGGCCAGAGCAUGCAAGCUGCAAGAUGUCCUACGGAUGAAUUAUCUUUAACCAACUAUGCAGUUGUGAAUGAAAUGGACUUCCAGUCUGGCCAGCACAUGGUUGUGAGGACCUCCCCGAAUCACAGGUACACGUUUACACUGAGGACCCACCCGUCUGUGGUGCCCGGGAGCAUUGCCUUCAGCUUACCCCAGCGAAAAUGGGCUGGACUUUCUAUUGGCCAAGAAAUAGAAGUCUCCCUGUAUACGUUUGACAAAGCCAAGCAACGUAUUGGCACAAUGACCAUCGAGAUCGAUUUCCUGCAGAAAAAGAACAUUGACUCCAACCCUUACGACACGGACAAGAUGGCAGCUGAAUUCAUUCAGCAGUUCAACAACCAGGCCUUCUCAGUGGGACAACAGCUUGUGUUUAGCUUUAAUGAAAAGCUUUUUGGUUUGCUGGUGAAGGAUAUUGAAGCCAUCCUGAAGGGAGAGCCUGCAACAGGGAAAAGACAGAAGAUCGAAGUGGGACUGGUUGUUGGAAACAGCCAAGUUGCAUUUGAAAAAGCAGAAAAUUCAUCACUUAAUCUUAUUGGCAAGGCUAAAACCAAGGAAAAUCGCCAUUCCAUCAUCAAUCCUGACUGGAACUUUGAAAAAAUGGGAAUCAGAGGUUUGGACAAGGAAUUUUCAGAUAUCUUUUGACGAGCAUUUGCUUCUCGAGUAUUUCCCCCAGAGAUUGUGGAGCAGAUGGGUUGUAAGCAUGUUAAAGGCAUCCUGUUAUAUGGACCCCCAGGUUGUGGUAAGACCCUCUUGGCUCGACAGAUUGGCAAGAUGUUGAGCAGAGAGCCCAAAGUAGUCAACGGGCCAGAAAUUCUUAACAAGUAUGUGGGAGAGUCAGAGGCAAAUAUUCGUAAACUCUUUGCCAAUGCUGAAGAGGAGCAAAGGGGGCUUGGUGCUAACAGUGGUUUGCACAUCAUCAUAUUUGAUGAAAUCGAUGCCAUUUGCAAGCAGAGAGGAAGCAUGGCUGGUAGUACAGGAGUUCAUGACACCGUUGUCAACCAGUUACUGUCCAAAAUUGAUGGGGCAGAGCAGCUGAACAACAUCCUCAUCAUCGGAAUGACCGACAGACCAGAUCUGAUAGAUGAGGCUCUCCUUCGACCUGGAAGACUGGAGGUUAAGAUGGAGAUUGGCUUGCCAGACAAGAAAGGUCAGCUACAGAUCCUGCACAUCCACACAGCGAGGAUGUGAGGGCAUCAGUUACUGUCUGCUGAUGUAGACAUCAAAGAACUGGCCGUGGAGACCAAGAACUUCAGCAGUGCUGAACUGGAGGGCCUGGUGCGCACAGCACAGUCCACUGCUAUGAACAGACAUAUAAAGGCCAGUACUAAAGUAGAAGUGGACAUGGGGAAAGCAGAGAGCCUGCAGGUGACAAGAGGAGACUUCCUUGCUUCUUUGGAGAAUGAUAUUAAACCAGCAUUUGGCACAAAUCAAGAGGAUUAUGCCAGUUACAUUAUGAAUGGAAUCAUCAAGUGGGGUGACCCAGUCACUCGUGUCCUGGAUGACAGGGAGCUGCUGGUACAACAGACUAAAAACAGUGACUGCACACCCUUGGUCAGCGUCCUCCUGGAAGGCUCUCCUCAUAGUGGGAAGACUGCGUUAGCUGCAAAGAUUGCAGAGGAAUCCAACUUCCCCUUCAUCAAGAUCUGUUCUCCCGAUAAGAUGAUUGGCUUUUCUGAGACAGCCAAGUGUCAGGCUAUGAAGAAGAUCUUUGAUGAUGCGUAUAAAUCCCAGCUCAGUUGUGUGGUUGUGGAUGACAUUGAGAGAUUGCUAGAUUAUGUCCCUAUUGGCCCUCGGUUUUCUAAUCUGGUCUUACAGGCUCUCCUUGUGUUACUGAAAAAGGCACCUCCUCAGGGCCGCAAGCUUCUCAUCAUUGGGACCACCAGCUGCAAAGACGUCCUUCAGGAAAUGGAAAUUAACGCCUUCAGCACCACUAUCCACGUGCCCAACAUUGCCACGGGAGAGCAGCUGCUGGAAGCUCUGGAGCUUUGGGGCAACUUCAAGGAUAAGGAACGCACCACAAUUGCACAGCAAGUCAAAGGGAAGAAGGUCUGGAUAGGAAUCAAGAAGUUGCUGAUGUUGAUCGAGAUGUCCCUGCAAAUGGAUCCUGAAUACCCGGUGAGGAAAUUCUUGGCCCUCUUACGAGAAGAAGCAGCUAGCCCCCUGGACUUGGACUGAAGACGACCGCUUGCAGGACACAGUGACCAAGGGGAGUGACCGCGCUGAAGACGGCCGGGGGUCUUCCGCCACCUCCAGAUGCUGGACUCAGUGACCGCUUCUCCACCCU
This is a messenger RNA of Lepus europaeus (European hare), 2357 nucleotides long. Its product is annotated as vesicle-fusing ATPase-like. The record is from RefSeq and is a predicted model, not a curated record. Gene Ontology annotation, molecular function: ATP hydrolysis activity; ATP binding. NCBI's taxonomy places the organism in Eukaryota, Metazoa, Chordata, Mammalia, Lagomorpha, Leporidae. Gene Ontology annotation, biological process: Golgi to plasma membrane protein transport; SNARE complex disassembly; intra-Golgi vesicle-mediated transport. Gene Ontology annotation, cellular component: Golgi stack.